Messenger RNA from Venturia canescens, 6170 nucleotides. RefSeq lists its product as uncharacterized. The transcript has 4 exons. Lineage: Eukaryota; Metazoa; Arthropoda; Insecta; Hymenoptera; Ichneumonidae. Bases 823 to 6027 code for a protein of 1734 amino acids. The record is from RefSeq and is a predicted model, not a curated record.
UUGACAAUCUCCAGGUCUUGUUGUUGAUGUUGGUUUUUUUUUUCACUUUCUUUAUAAAUGCGAUCCUGAUACAAGAGAAAUAAACUCGCCACUUUUUUCGGGGCCUCGCGUCGAUAAAAAAUCUAGUAUACGAGUAUAAGAUACGUCUACCGGUAUAUCUCUCGCAUAUACCAGCAGCGGUACUCUGUCUGUGCGCAAGGGGAAACUCCUGCGCAGGGGGUGAUAAAAUACCUGGCAGCAAAGCGACUCCGGAGCGAGUGAAUAAAAAGGGAGAGAGCGCGGGCGCGCGCGAAUCUUCGAUCCGAGGCUCCAUUAAAAGUGCAAUAGGAGUUGUGCGAUGCAUCCGGAACGACGACGCGUUCAGAGGAAGAAAACAAAAUAAAUAUAAUAUAAAAAGUUUUCAUCGGUACAAUCGAGACAAACGAGGACAAAUCCGACCAUGAUUUCGUAUAUUAUUUUCCAGCACGUUCUUUAAUAAAAAGUAAUCUAUCGAGAAAUAAAUGGUAAAUCUAGUGCAAUCAAUUGGGUGUAGAUUGGGCCAAGUGCUUUUCAUUUUUCAAUUUCAUUCUAUAAAUUAACUACUUCCACCGUUGACGUGAUUGCAUAUGCUGGGGUUGGUAAACUUGAUAAGUUGAGCCGUGAAACACGGAAAUUCGAAGCGAGACGCUUCGAUCUUUUUGCGAUUUAAAGUGGAAUUAUUGACUCGAUUGUAGCGUGUAAAAACUGAUGAACGAUUAGCCUCGAUGAGGGUUUAACGAUGACAAGUAGCGUAUCGUGAUGCAGUGAGUCGAGAGAAUACGAGGAUUACGAGAUUUUGAAAGAAUGGAUAAACACCAGGAAGGUGAGCGAGAACGAGGUCGAACAUCACGAGCGUCCUCGACUUCGAGCCUUGGUCGUGAAGUUCGUUGCGCCUGUCAAUUCUUCCAGAGCGACUCUUUACUACCGGAAAGGCGCGCCAUGAUAAUCUCAAGGCCAUCUUCGAGGAACGCUAAUCAACCGGCGUCGAUCGCCAACGUCAGAGGAACGACCGAGGAUCCCACCACCAUCUAUCACUUACAGAGUGAACACGAGUACGAGCCUAUUGGAACGCCUCUGGUAAAACCGAGAACGAUGACGCCUGUAUCAACGGCGCCGGUUGUCCGGAUAAUCGAUACCGAUGUCGCGCCCGUCGCCGAUAGCGACGACAGCAUCGAUCUUGGCGGUCGUUUCACACCCGGACCCGUCCUCGAGGGUAACGAACUCAUUCUUCCGCUCGACGGGCAAAUCGAAGACAGCGCUAUGGAGACAAAAGAAUUGGCCGGUGGUGGCGACACUUCGGAAGAACUCGAGAGUCCCCAACAACUCCAAGAUCGUCUGGAAGAGCGUUUCCUCAAUACGCUAGCUACGACAGCCGCAAACGAGUCAAGAGUCGAGGGCAAGGUCUAUACGAGCAAGGAGGUGGACCCUUCAACGAUGAUGAAAGAUGCGUCACCGCCGUCAUCGACUCUCCAACGAGGUGCCGCCCACGGUUUGCCUCAACGCUUGCGUUUCCAAGCCGAUAAAUUACGUUCCCGUUUAAAAUCGAUUCAACCCCCUAAUUUUACAUUGUCAAUUAAUCGAUCGAGACCCGAAAAAACUACGAGUCGUUCGUCAAAGUCUCGCGGUUCAUCCGACAAAAAAAGUAGCGGAUCAAGGAGCGACAAGACGGAAACGUCCAAACGUUCGCGAAUUGAAAGAAUCAGAUCCUCGCUGCCGGACAGACCCAGACUAUCGCUUCCGGAUCGGCGGAAAUUUCAUUUUCCCGAACGUUCCAAGUUUCAUCUACCGGAUCGUCCGCGAUUCAAUAUAAAAAAACCAAACGUCCAUUUUCCAACGUUGGGAAAAUCCCGAAAAACAACGUCUUCGAGCUCGAGCGAGCAGCAGCAGCAGCAGCAGCCGCAGAUUCGUCGAGAUGGAACGGACGAGUCGAGCGCCGCCGGUUCGAUGCGUAAAAUUUUCGAUUUCUCCACUUAUCCCCGUUUGUUCGACAAAAAAUCAAAAAUCCAAGAAGAAUAUGCGACAUCAUCACCGAAGGAAUCUAGAGCGCAAUCGAUCGAAAGUUCAACACUUCCGAGAACGAAGAAAACAUUGGCAGGUGGUAGCGCAGCGCCUCCGUUGGGAUCGCGAUGGUCGCAAAAAUUUACGGACAUGAAAUUUGCCGAUGACGAAGAGGACGAAUCGGGAAAAACAUUGGCAGAGAGAUCAAAACCCUGGAGGCGUCCGUCCCUCGAGGAGCCAAGAGUAUCGCUGGGAACAACUCGACGGGGAAGAUCGAUCGAGGAACCGCGGGCCGAGGAGAGUCUACCGUGGUCGAGUUCCGACGAGAGAAUCGACGAGGCAGGGAGGGAGAAUGAAAAGAAACGACGUAUUAUCGACGAACAAGCGAGUUACGAGGAAGAAGCCGAGGGGGAGAAAGAAUUUGAUCGGAUAAGAGGAAUAAAAUUGAGGCGACGCACUUGGGAAGAAUCGUACGAAGAGGAAGAUGAACCCCCGAGAAUCGACCCACGACUUUACGGAAACGAGCAGGAGGAGGGGGGAGGGGAGGAUGAUUCGAUCGAGGUGGAUCGACAGGCUUAUCGAGCCGCUUUCGCGGCCGUUGAUCCGCGAUACGAUUACAACAAGAGGGUUGCCGGCGACGGCGGAAAAUUGAACGAAAGAGAGGGGGGGAGAGAAGCGUCGUACGAGGAGCAACCGGUGGAAGAGGAAGAGAACGAAGCCGUAUCCAGCAGCGGUAUGGAUGAAGACAUAUCGGCUCGUUCCGAUCAGGAACAACAACGAUCGAGCGGAAGUUCCUUCGAGCGUAGACGCCGUGGUAUAAUCGAGGAUAUCGAUUCGGAGGAAUUUAUCAUUCGGCAAGAGGAAACGGCUCUCGCGUUGGCUCACGAGAUUUUGAUAACGACGCCGAAAGCACCGCCACCGUCCCCGCCUGAGAGACCGGCGCGUACGAGGUCCUUGCGGAAACGCAAGGAACCCUCGGUCGAGUCUUACGAACCCGUCGGCCAGCAGCACCCAAUCAGGCCGAAACGAGAUGUUGGACGAAGAAGCAUCGAGGCCGAUUACGAUUAUGAGAUCGAAUCGAUGUUGGACAACGGGGAAGACAGUUUCGGCUCGGGAUCUCGCCACAAAAUCGUUUAUCACGCGGAAUCGACGUGCUUCAAUUUGAGCCGGUUGGAACCGCCGCUCGAUGACUCGCCACUGGUAGUUGUCAAACCGAUUCGACGGAAAUCAAGAUCGUCAACCGGUCGUUCCGAAUCUUUGGCAGAGGGGCUAAACGAAAAACGAACGAUAGAAGCAGCGGCAAACGCUCCGUCCGCACCCCCAAGACGGCGAAAACGAGUUGCCGAAGUGCCGAGCAUCGAAAACGGUUUCCAUGCUUGGAACGGCCACCAUUUUUCCGCCGUCUCAAUAAUCGAGACCGCUAACGUUCAAGAGGAAAAAAUUAAAAUGCCAGCUCCAAAAAAACCGGAACGAGCGGUUAGCUCGUCCAGAGAAGCUCCUUCACCUGCGCCAGAAUCUAGUGUCCCCCCCCCACCCGUUCCCCCGAAAAGAUCGUCCCGGUCCCGAUCUCGGGGAGCCUCUCUCGCACCGGAUGACGACAGAACUUCCCACGGAGCCGAAUCGUUGCCGGAAAUUGGCUACACCGAAGAAGAUAUUCCACAGGACGAGGAGGAGAAGAAAGAGGCCCUCGUCGAAUAUCCGGGCUAUGCGACGAUUGAAAAACGAGAGAAACCGCCGAGGCCGCCCCCGCUCAGAAAACGACGGGAGGGAAAGUUCGCGACGACUCCGAGAACUUGGAGAGUUCCGGAUCGGCCACAUCGAGCUUACAGCACUUUGCGACCAGUUGGAUCGAGCGCACUCUCGGAAACAACGCUUCGGAGGGGCGAUCGUGAGAGCAGCAGCGAGGACGCGAGGACGGCUUACGAACCGGUUGAUUCCGAAAGAGAAGCGGCGGCAGACGAGAAUGACGAUGGGAACGGUGGAAAGGGGGAAAAUGGAGCGGAGGAGAGAGAGAAACAGGAUCCGAGGGGAAUUGUCGUCAGUAUGAUUCAAGGACGUCCAUUACCGGCACCCCCGAGACCCCCGCGUUCUCGGCGGGAUAAAGACGUCCAAGAGCAGGUCCGAAAUGAAGUAGCCCUCGAGUCAAGCCUCGAAGAACUGCUGCCGGCAAUGAGCGAAGCAUUCGCAUCUACCCAGACGGAUCCGCUACCCGACGAUAUGAUUAUCGAGGAAGAAAUCACUCGGGCGAAACUGGUGGUAACGCCAUCGAGAUCGGGAUCGCAGAUUCUCGUUUCCACGGAACGCAUCCCAAGCCCCGCAAUGGCCAAUUUCUCAAUAGACGCAACGAGAUCGUUCUCGCAAGGAGGAGAAGGAGGAGAAGAAGAAGAAGAAGAAGAAGCCUCCGGCGCUUACGACGAAUCCAUCGAAAUACCCAAUUUAUUCGAUCAACACCGACGGGGCUAUUCUAAAUCUUUGGAAUCAACGAUGAGCUUUGAGUCAUCGAUAAAAACUGCUGGUCAUAAUCAGGAUUCUGAAGCGCGACGGUGGCGGCAGCGUCAGCGUCACCAGCAUCGGCAGCACCAACGACACGCGGCGCAACGUUCCAGGACGACUACGAGUCCGGAACGCGAUGCAAACGUCCCGAUCGUUCCUCCGCUCCCGAGUGACAAACGUUGGUCGUCGUAUCGGGAUGAGAUCGAACGAGAAGAAGGCGACGAGAGUCGAAGCGCGAGUCCUGCCUUGUUACGAAAUAUUUCAAAUAUUUCUCGGAAAGGAGACGACUACGAGGCUGACGUUGAAGCGAGACUGCAAUCCUCGUUUAAUGAAAGAAUCCGACUGGAGGAGGAAUUGGAACGAGCGAGAAACUUACGCUCGAGCCUUUUGACCGGCGAACCAUUGAAAAUCGCGAGUCUCGAAGUUACCGAUCUCAGAGUCGAGAGUUUGAAUGUAACGAAUCUGGAGACACAAAAACUUACGGCUUCGGAGAUCGAUGCGACGAUUGUAUCUGCCUCGGAAAUAUCGAAAAAAGGAGAGAGUCGGAGCGCCGAAGAAGAAAGCGCGAGCGCGAGCGCGAGCGCGAGCGCGAGUGCGAGUGACAUACAGCCGACUCUCUUGCUACGUGAAUUGAUCGCGAUUAGAAGUCAAUUGGAGCUGGUUAAUUCGGGCAGUCAAGAGGCGGCUGCGGCUGCUCCACCCACCGCGGCUACUGCUCGCUUGCAGCUUGAUCAGGUAUCCCGGACAACCGAGACGCGAGCUAUAUACUCCUCGCUCGGAAGAUCGAGAGAAGCUUCGCCCCCUCAACGAUCGAGCCAGAGUCAAGCGUUACCGGUGACGAGUGAGCCUCCGAAAGAAUUUAUCGGUAAGGAAGUGGAGGCACGACACCGCUCGGGAUCGACAUCGCGUUCACGCUCUUCAUCGCCGGGACGAACCGAAACCGGUUCAACUAGACUUCGGCAAACCGCCUCACCGGUUAAAUCUCUUCCCCCGGUUAUUUCCGUAACUCCCGAUACACCGGACUCUAGAAAAAAUAACGUAGACGCUUCGUCGGAAAUAACGAUGCCGCAAAGAGCUGUACUAUCUUACGUCCAGGAAGAAUCGCUGCCGCCGCCGCCGCCGCCAUCUUCGAUCACGAGCGGACAAACGCGAUUGGUGGCGUUUACAACGAGCUCGCAAAUACCUGCCGAAUUUUUAGCCCUUGCCUCCUCUCCCCCCCUAGCCGUAACAGCAACCUCGGAAACAGCGACAAACGUACGAGAACCGGAUGUUUUGGAUCUAGGAUGGCAACUCGCGCAGGCUCUCAGGAUCGCUAUAAAACGAGCUAUGAGACAUUUCGUAGGUUACAUCGUUAACAGAAUCGGACACGAGGAUACCGAUACCAAGAUGAGAGAAAUCGAGAUUGCACUUUGCGCCCUGUUGCUCAUAAUCGUUGGUCUCCUUAUCAUUUGUUUCAGCGCUCCGCGAACGAUAACGCAUCAUCAUCACUGGGACUAUUUCAACCCACCGAGAUUAUAACCAUUGACGAUGACGGGGUCGCGUGCGCGUGCGAUUUUUUCCCCCGGUAUCUCACAACUUUUCUACUAUCUUCGCUAUCUAUCUAUGUACACCGGAAGAGCUUUUCUUAAACGAGUAUAUAGUAACUGAAACAGAACCAAGAA